Molecule: messenger RNA, 502 nt
Organism: Vigna unguiculata (cowpea)
Lineage: Eukaryota; Viridiplantae; Streptophyta; Magnoliopsida; Fabales; Fabaceae
Source: RefSeq, a predicted model, not a curated record
GGUUAGAGUUGUUGGUAACGAUAAGGCAGUCCGAAAGCAAAAGAAGAAGGUAGAGAGCAAUUUGGCAGUAAGAGAUCAGAAUGGCAUACCGAUGGCGUCAGAGGAAGCUGAUGUUCGACAACGAUGGUACUUCAGACUCGUUCAACAACCAUGGCAGUGGGAACCAGAAUUUCGCCAAUGCAAAAAUCAACAGUGGAGCCAAUUCAGGCGAUCGGAACAGGUAUGACAACUCAAACCACUACGGUGAACGUGUGAUUCAUAACAGUGGCACUUUCAAUGGUAAUGGCAACGGAGGCUACGUCGAGGGUGGCUUUAACUCCUCCACAAAUAACUACUACUAAUAUUUUUCUGCGUUUACUAUUUGCUGUGCACUAUGGUCUACUGUGUUAUACUGUAAUAUUACCAAUAAAUGUAAAGGUUUCCCAGUGAUGCCUAAGCCAUACUAUGUUGUAAUUGUGGUGGUUAAUAAUAAAGACCUCUGAUGUUGCAGCAAAUUUCUUCA